AUGCUACGAUCAGUUCCUCGUCGGAUUCUGCGACGCCUUCCUCACUCGCCGACCGCAGGCGGUCCGUCUCGUCUCGCCCUGCGCCCUUUCACAUGCGGUUACCUGCGGAUGUCGCCCUCGUCGCUCCCUCCCGUCCAGCCUCCCGUCUCAACUGCCUUGCCUAGCGAUUCCUACCAGCUCCUAUCGACCACCGAUAAAGCUGGAGCUGCGGAGGAUGCUCUAUACGAGCAGCAGAUCAAGGAUGUCGAGGAGUGGUGGGCCUCUCCCCGCUAUGAGGGAAUCAAGCGGCCGUACUCCGCCGCCGACGUUGUUAGCAAGCGGGGGUCAUUACAACAAACGUAUCCGAGUUCAUUGAUGGCGCGGAAGCUUUUCAACUUGUUGAAUGAACGAGCGGCGGAAAAUAAGCCAGUCCACACCAUGGGCGCAAUUGAUCCCGUACAAAUGACACAGCAAGCUCCUAAUCAGGAGGUCUUGUAUAUUUCCGGCUGGGCAUGUUCAUCGGUUUUGACGUCUACCAACGAAGUCUCUCCGGACUUUGGAGACUACCCAUACAACACGGUGCCGAACCAGGUUCAGCGAUUGUUCAAGGCCCAGCAGUUGCACGAUCGGAAACACUGGGACGCCAGAAGAAAGUUGACACCGGAGCAGCGAAAAUCGACUCCCUACGUCGACUACAUGCGACCGAUCAUUGCCGAUGGUGACACUGGACACGGCGGCUUGACUGCUGUCCUGAAAUUGGCCAAGUUGUUUGCUGAAAAUGGUGCUGCGGCCGUUCACUUCGAGGACCAGCUCCACGGCGGAAAGAAAUGCGGCCAUCUUGCUGGCAAAGUCCUGGUCCCGAUGGGAGAGCACAUCAACCGACUCGUUGCGGCUCGCUUCCAGUGGGAUAUGAUGGGUGUCGAGAACUUGGUCAUUGCGCGAACCGACUCUGAGAGCGGAAAAUUGCUCAGCAGUGCCAUUGACGUGCGUGACCACGAGUUUAUUCUCGGAGUUGCGGAAGACGUCGAGCCACUAGCAGAGACCCUUCAGGCUAUGGAACGGGAAGGGGCUGCUCCGGCUGAGAUUGACGCAUUCGAAUUGGACUGGGUUAAGAAUCACAAGCUUGUGACUUUUGACGAGGCCGUCGAUGCGCACCUCGAGGCCGAAGGUGCCUCCCAAGCCGCUCGCGACGCCUACAAGAAGCAUGUCACCGAGAACCCAGAUCUAUCUAUCUCGCGCCGUCGCGUUCUAGCCAGCGACUACACAAAGAAGCCAGUAGUCUGGUCAUGCGACAGCCCUCGCACCAGGGAAGGCUUCUACCACUACCGCGCCGGCUUCCCCGCAGCAACCAAGCGAGCCAAGGUGUUCGGUCCCUAUGCGGAUCUCCUCUGGGUUGAGACCGGUGACCCAGAUGUCGCCAAAGCCGCGAAGCUCGCAGACGAAGUGCGAGCCGUCCACCCCGGCAAGAAGCUCGUUUACAACCUGAGCCCGUCCUUCAACUGGAUGGGACAAGGCUUCGACGAGGCUUCCCUCAAGUCAUUUAUCUGGGAUCUCUCAAAGCACGGCUUCGUUCUCCAACUCAUUUCCCUCGCCGGUAUCCACUCCGGCGCCACUAUCACCGCCGAACUCUCCCGCGCCUUCAAGGACGAGGGCAUGCUCGCCUACGUCCGCCUCAUUCAGGCCCGUGAGAAGGAGCUGGGCGUGGAUGUCCUCACGCACCAGAAAUGGAGCGGUGCGCCGUACAUGGAUGGAAUCGUUGGAGCUAUUCAGAGCGGAAGCAGUAGUAGUAAGAGUAUGGGCGAGGGAAACACUGAGAAGGGUUUUUAG
Aspergillus calidoustus is the source of this 1806-nucleotide messenger RNA. NCBI's taxonomy places the organism in Eukaryota, Fungi, Ascomycota, Eurotiomycetes, Eurotiales, Aspergillaceae. The record is from the annotation of a GenBank genome assembly.